Messenger RNA from Beta vulgaris subsp. vulgaris (sugar beet), 947 nucleotides. RefSeq lists its product as uncharacterized. The coding region runs from base 177 to 707 and encodes 176 amino acids. The record is from RefSeq and is a predicted model, not a curated record. The transcript has 3 exons. Lineage: Eukaryota; Viridiplantae; Streptophyta; Magnoliopsida; Caryophyllales; Amaranthaceae.
CUUCUUCUAUGGCAAACACAUGGCAAACAUGCCCAAAUUUGCUCAGCGUUUUCUCUGCCUAAGCCACUCACACCUUCAUCCAAGUCAAUAUUUCAGUAGGCAUAAAUCAAUGGCCUAUAUGCACGGUUUUGGCCAAAAGACCACCCAACAAAACUCAUGGUUUUUGAGCUCCAACAAUGGCUAUAAAUACACAAUGUUGCUCAAACACACCACAUAAAUCAACAUUACUCCAAUCAGAAAUUAACCUCAAAUUUAAUCAAGAAACAAAUGAAAAGAAGAAGAAAGUUAAAAAGCCAAAUUAUAAAACUAUUUCACACCACCAACACCACCACAGUACCACCGCGUCUGACCCCUGCCCAACACCACUCGCCCCUACUUCCACCAUCGUCGCCGGCUACCUGCGCGUCAAACGCCGGCCACCCGCACCAGCCCCACCUCUUCUCUCUCGUCGCUCCUCUUCGUCGCGCCCAGUUGUGCGCACAUCACCGGCAACCUCCUUCCACCAUCGUCGCUGCACGCCGCAUCGCCUCGCUGUCGCACAGUCGCUGUUCGUUGUCGCCGUUCGCCGGAGACGUUGUUCUGCCUCAUGCUUGUCGACCCUACUCACUGAGCAGAGAUUAAAGAGGAUAAAGGAUAUUACAAGCCUUCCUCGGCUAUCAAGUUUGUUAAGCAGGAAUUCAGGUAUGGAAGAACAGUUGUGGAUAUAGACUGCGUUAUAGAGAUUAUGUAUGAUUCUAUAAGGUUUUAGGAUAUUUUGUAUGAUGGAUAAACAAGUAUUAUCUUACGAUGAGUAAUUGUAUAGUGGAUUUUCAAUUUUAGGCUAUCAUUUUAUUAGUGGGCCAUAACCCACAGACUUAAGUUAUGCUUCCGAUGACGAUUAAGUUUAUGUAAUUUGGCGGGGUGUUACACAAUCCCUCUAUAGAUAGGGAGAUUGAGUUGGAAAUUUA